AUCCACCUGUGAAGACGGAGAGGAGGUGUACGACCCCACGAUAUCCGGUGUAGUGACAUGUACAGUGUUUAAAGGACUCGUGUGGCCCCGUUUCGAUCCCGAACGUUUCCCGAUCGAUUAAUGUAAGCCGUGCGCAGCCGAUCGAAUCAUUCCCGAACGGACCGAGAAAAGGAUCUCCACGCGCCCAGUGUCAGAGUUGACGAUCUUCCUCACGAUGUCCAGGUACCUCGGUCUGAUUCUCGUUGUCACGAUCACCGGCCACGUGUGCGGGGCGAAGAAAUGCGAGGGGAGCGGGCUGGGCCUGAAAUACUUGUGGGGAGACGCGCUCACGGACCCCAUGGACUGCGUCGGUCCGAAUAACCAGCAGUAUCCGUCCGCCGCGAUAUCGAGGAGCGCGAAGAACCUGUGGGCGGCCGGUCGAACAGCCAGGUACCAUCAGCCGAGGACGAUCGAUCCCGAAUCGACGAGGCAGGCGUUACUGCACAGCUACAAGGUCGCACGCGGCGACUACUCGAUCGCGAUGGAGAACACUCGGAACGGACGAGCGUUCACCCCUAAAGAAUCAUGCGGCUCCCCGGCCAGAUUGUGCAAAACAAGGUACAACACCACGGCGCCGAUGUACGGGGUCAGCUUGACCAGCGGCCAGCCGGUGACGAUCGUUCAGAAGUUCCCCGACCUCCUGCAGCAGGUCGUGUUCGAGGUUUGCGAAUCGAAAGAGUGCGACGUGGUCCACGGCGAGUGCACGCAGACCUACGUGCCCUACCUGUUCCUGGUGAUACCGCUGGGCCCGGUGACCCUGACCGGUCAAGACUACGUCCUGGUCGAGAGCGGAUGCGUCUGCAAACCGAGGAAUUCGGCAAGCGGCUCGUCGGAGCCCCCGGCGGUCCCAAGCUUUUAA
This is a messenger RNA of Nomia melanderi (Alkali bee), 898 nucleotides long. RefSeq lists its product as uncharacterized. The record is from RefSeq and is a predicted model, not a curated record. Lineage: Eukaryota; Metazoa; Arthropoda; Insecta; Hymenoptera; Halictidae.